ACCUUGGGCAAGACCACCAGACCAGCAAGAUGAAGGUGAAAUGGACCAAGUUAGGCAUGGUGGUCUUUUUGCUAAUAUCCUUGGUCAUGACGGGAUGCUUUAUUUGGCAGUACAGGAUGCCAAAAUUAAAAAUAGACAAUGUUGUGAACAUUGAGGUGAAGGAGGAAAAGAUGUGCCCUCGUUUCCCUGAGCCAGUACUCCUGGAACAUCCCAUCCCUGCACUUAAGGAAGCAUUAGAAAAGAUAGAUGUUGUCCUAAGGUUAAGUAUUCAUGACACUACACUACCAGCUCUGUCUGCCAUCGUUGUCUUCAACGAUUCUGUGUUGUGGAACGGAAACUUUGGCAGAAGGAACGGGAGUGAUCCCUCCUCGCCUCCACCCAAUGAAUACACAGUGUACAGAAUUGCUAGUCUCUCAAAGAUCUUCCCGACACUGAUGCUGUACAAGCUAUGGGAGGAGGGGAAGGUGGCCUCCUUGGAUGACCCUUUUGAGAAGUAUGCAGCAAACUUCACCAUCAAGAACCCGCUGGGGAAGCGGCGGGAAGUUGUGGAUGUCAAGGCUGGUUCUGACAGAGAUACCCAGCCACGCUCUCCCUCUGUCACCCUGCGCAGGAUGGCCGGUCAGCUCUCUGGGUUACCCAGGCGGCUUCGGGCAACAAAUCUACUCUGGGGUGGUGACACAGAGGCUGCUAUAGAUCUAUUACAGGAUGAUGUCCUAGUGGCAGACCCAGGCACCAAAUGUCACUACAGCAAUGUGGCCUUCUCUUUAUUGGCUAAUGUCUUGGCCGAGAACUUUGCAAAAUCCGACUACGAGAGCUGGGUGUCCGACAACAUCCUGGAGCAGCUGGGGAUGGAGGACACAGGCUUUGAUAUAACCCCAGCCAUUCAGAGCCAGAUGGCGGUGGGUGUGUACAGCAGCGGCCAAUCGGCACCCCUCUACGACCUGGGCUGGUAUCGGCCCGCUGGCCAGAUGUACUCCACGGCGGCCGACAUGGCCAAACUGGCCAUGGUGCUUCUGGGGGCCUACAGCCGGCCCCUCCUCCAACAUGACACCCUGAAGACCCUGCUGACCCCUCUGUUUCGCUGCCACCAGGGCUACUUCGCCAACUACACCGGCACGCCCUGGGAGGUCAACGAGCAGCUGGGCUACGAGGUGGUUCGUAAGGACGGAGACCUGGACGGCUACGCCACCACCUUCUCCCUGGUUCCCCGACUGAAGCUGGGCCUGGUGGUGCUGAUGGCCGGGGUGAGGCCGCCAACAAUGGACGGGGAUCUGGUCACCCAGGCCUACAGCCACCUCAUCCCAGCCAUGGAGAGCGCUUUCAGGAAUGCACAGCGCAAGCUCUCGCCGCCGCCCGACCCCACGCCCUAUGUGGGCCUCUUCACCUACCAGAACAUGACCUUCUAUGAGAUAAAGGCGAGUUUGGGCGGGGUGCUGGUCAUGCAGCAGUUUGGGCCCCAGGUGGACACCAUGAUACUGGCCAAGUACAGGACUAUCAGGCUGGACUUCCUGCAGGAGAGGGUGUUCAGGGUGGUGUUCGAGGGGGAGUACCCCUGCAAACUGAAGGUCAACAGCAUGUCAGUGUCUCUGGAGACCCAGGACAGGCAACUCUUUAACUUCUAUUAUUUCAACAAGAAGGGCGUGUCGCCUGGAUUCGACUCUCCUGGGCUCAACACUUACAAAGUGCUCCGGAUAGCUCGACGGCCAAUCUUCAACAGUUAAACCCUGAACUGUUUUUAUUGUAUGGAAUCACAGAUGGAAUUCUGUAUUUUAAGUGGAUCAUUUCAGAGCCUGAACAGUGUGCAGAGACUUUGGAAUUUAAAUUUUUCUACCCUUUCAAAUGCUUAUUUUUUAUGUGUAUGACGUCACAUGAAUGAGUAAAUUGUUGUUUUCCUACAGUGAAUGUCAGAGGGCCUUGUUAUUGUGUUCUGUAAAGUAGUGCAAUUGUAAGUCGUUUUAUAAUUAUCUUAUCUUCAAUGUCAAUUGUCUUCCAUGCAAAUAUCAUGCGGUCUCUUGCAUGAAGUUAUUCUUAUUGAAUGAUCCAUCAUUAAGGUUUCAUUAAGGUUAAAUGAAAUGGGUGCGUUAUAUUGUUUGUUGUUAUACUGUCGUCACUAUGAUAGUUAUUUGUCUCACAACAAAAUAUGACUGUGGUGACAAUUCUGUAACCUAAUGUCCACUUUUCUCACUUUUAAUUCAUUUAGGUGCCUCAAAUGACCUUGGGAAAGAAAAUCCUGUUGUCUAAAUGUUUUGUCUCCACAGGUUAGAAGGCAAGUGCAGAGCUACCUGGCCUAAAGGAAAACGCCACCCAAAAACGAUAUUUGGGGAUUUGUUUCAUUAGUCCAUUGUUGAUAUAGUCCCAAAAUGUUUUGCAUGUCAGUAAAUCAAGUUUCAAGAUAUGUAACUUUCAAAAUACAAUAAUACUGCAUUCAUACAAUGCAAUUAUACAAAAUUGAGUAGAGUCCAUAUGCUGUCAACACAA
This is a messenger RNA of Salvelinus namaycush (lake trout), 2478 nucleotides long. Its product is annotated as putative beta-lactamase-like 1. The transcript has 6 exons. The record is from RefSeq and is a predicted model, not a curated record. NCBI's taxonomy places the organism in Eukaryota, Metazoa, Chordata, Actinopteri, Salmoniformes, Salmonidae. The coding region runs from base 30 to 1721 and encodes 563 amino acids.